AUGUUCAACGCCCCAUUUGUACUCUUGUUCGCUCUCUUACUUACCCUACCUCUUUUGUUCAUCUUUGCACCUCGAAUCCUUCCUCCUAGACGCGUUAUAAUCUCUCUCCCCGACGAACUCGAUGACCUCGCGCUUUUCCGGCGAGCUGUUCUUUCGACAGUUCGCCCACCGGGAUCCGUGUCCCGUCUUGGGUCCACUAACGCUAAACCUAAAAUCGCUUUCAUGUUUCUCACCAACACCGAUCUCCACUUUGCUCCUCUGUGGGAAAAGUUCUUCGACUCGCCUAAAUCGAAUCAGCAAAAGCUGUAUAAUAUAUACAUCCAUGCCGAUCCAGAUUCCGACGUCAAAUCUCCUGGCGGCGUCUUCCAAAAUCGAUUCAUUCCCGCGAAAAAAACGCAGAGAUCUUCUCCGACUCUCAUCUCCGCCGCCCGCCGCCUUCUCGCUACCGCCAUCCUCGACGACUCGUUAAAUGCUUACUUUGUUCUCGUCUCCCAACAUUGUAUCCCUUUGCAUUCUUUUCGCUAUGUAUACAAAACCCUAUUUCGAACACCUUCUGAGUCGACUCGGUUCCCAACUCGGUUUCCGACUCGGCUCAGCUUCAUCGAAGUGUUAUCGGAGGAACCCCAACUGUGGGACCGGUACACUGCCAGAGGCAAAAACGCCAUGUUGCCGGAGGUUCCGUUUGAUAAGUUCCGGAUCGGGUCACAGUUCUAUAUUUUGACCCGGGCUCACUCUUUGAUGGUGAUCAAGGACCGGAAGCUAUGGAGGAAGUUCAGGCUGCCGUGUUUGAACGUCGAUUCGUGUUACCCGGAGGAGCAUUACUUCCCGACGCUUUUGUCGAUGGAGGAUCCAAAAGGAGUUAGCGAGUACACACUCACUCGGGUGAAUUGGACAGGUAGUGUGGAUGGUCACCCACAUACAUACCAUCCGGCUGAAUUGUCGCCGGAGCUAAUCCGGUCGCUCAGAGUUUCUAAUUCGACAUUUUCACAAACAGGUUUGAUGAUUUUGAUCAUAAACAUUAAACAAAUAGAUAAUGGCAUUUGGUAGAGAAUAAGGGCCCAAGAGCUGGUUUCUGGGCAAAAGCCCAGCCCAGUGUGUGCAGAAGGAUCGUUGGGCUUAAAGUGGAGUUUAUUGGGGAGAAGAAAAACUGAAAAGCAUAC
Messenger RNA from Lactuca virosa, 1160 nucleotides. Lineage: Eukaryota; Viridiplantae; Streptophyta; Magnoliopsida; Asterales; Asteraceae. The record is from the annotation of a GenBank genome assembly.